AUGUUUAUGCGUUUUAAGUCCUCAUUGUCAUUAAUUAUUAAAUUCAAUCGAGUGUUGGAAUCGAUACCGAUAUAACGGUUUCACACAACGGUCGUAUUUCCCGCUCGUACAGGUACGAGAACAAGUAACAACCAGUGUCUGAGCGUCGCCCGCUGUUUACCACUUAAACGAAUUUUCAUGUCGGUUUUAGUGGUUUUACUUUAAGAAAAAAAGAAAAAUGAAUAACAAGGAUAAAAGGCCGCCUUUCGUCUCGUACGUUCGAGUCCGUCACACAGGGUUGUCUCCAUACAAAAGCAAUUUGGGGAUGAAAGUGAAGAACACCAAAAUAACAUCGAAGACGGAGCCUCUUAGUAAUAAAAAUGUUGAACUUCCAAAUAAAUUUACAAUCCAGAAACCGACCAAAAAGGACCCUCUUCAGAGAAAAAAGGGAAAAGAAAAUGAUCAACAGGUUCCAGAUUUGGGCAGCAAUAAAGUACAAAAAACAGCCCAGGAGGUUUUAAAACAACGGAAUCCAAAAAAUGAAUGUAAACUGUCUGCAAUAGUCACACCUUUUUUACAAAGAGAUAAUAGCAAUUUAUUAGAAAAUCUACCCUCAGAUGAAAAUCCUACUCCUACACCAAGUUCUGAGGAAGAAACGACCCCGAACGCACUUUAUGAAUUUAGAACAAAGCCAAAUUCAGUAGAAUAUUGUCAAGAUUCCAGUCAGAUCUUUUAUUCCCAAACUCCGACUUCUGAGGCGUCAGGAGAUUGUAUUUCACAUAACUUGGAUACACAAGAUGGGAAUAAUUCUGAUACGAAUGAAGGAGAAGUUAUUUUGGGCACUUCUUUUAUUCACGAAAACAAUGACUGCUUAAAUGCAAAUACAACUUGUUCUGUCGAACCGGAAUGCCAAUCUUACUCAAGUUCAAAUAAUGUGACUUCUAAUGAUAUAGAUCCCAGCUCAGAAGUACAUGAGAAAAAUGCAAAUGCAGAAGUCGGUGAGCAAGAUAGUGUAGAAUCAUUUCAUCGAACAAGGUUGAAUUCAGAAAUAGAAAGACUCUCAGAAAAAGCAAAUACUUGGGAACGUUUACAGGAAAAUGUCAACCUGCCAAUUUCUGUAUUGGAUGAGGUAGACUCGACUGUCGGACAGACGAGGCUUCUAUUGAGAUCUAAGUUCAAGCAAUUUGAAAAUUUGAUCAACACAUACAGUACAGGGUGCCUCAGACCUGAGGAUUUAGUCGGCUUUUGGGAAAUGAUGUAUCUGCAGGUAACUCAACUGGAUGAUAAAUUUUCCAAAUUGGAACAGUUGGAAAAAAAUAACUGGCUUGAGAAUGAAGAAAAUUGUAAACAGACUAGAAAGAGAAGUAAAAGAGGAGGUAGAAAAAGGAAGAACAAAUUCAACCAUAUUCAAUCCAGAUUUCGACAGGCAAAAGCUCUACAAGAAAUGAAAAUUAACGAGGAACUAGAUGAGUUUGAAAGUGUGAAAAACGAUAAUGGAAAUAUAGUUAUUCAAACACCAAGCAAAGCACACCAGGAAGAAAAAUUUGAUGGCGAAAUUGAAAGUAUACUUAGGACUGAAGGUAUCAAAACUCCUUUAAUCAACAAGAAUAUAAUGGCUGCCAAACUGUCUAGGCGCUCCUCAACAGGAAUUAUUAUUAGGCAGUCAUUAUUAGGAAAAUUAUUAUAAAACAUAUUUUCCCUUU
Cimex lectularius (bed bug) is the source of this 1682-nucleotide messenger RNA. Its product is annotated as disks large-associated protein 5-like. The record is from RefSeq and is a predicted model, not a curated record. Gene Ontology annotation, biological process: signaling. Bases 218 to 1666 code for a protein of 482 amino acids. NCBI's taxonomy places the organism in Eukaryota, Metazoa, Arthropoda, Insecta, Hemiptera, Cimicidae. The transcript is spliced from 11 exons.